GAACGGCAGACUCAAAGAGGCGGAGCACUGCUAUCGCGUAGCUCUGAAGCAUCGCCCAAACAUGGCGGACGUUCACUACAACUUAGGCAUUUUGCUGCAGAAUACCCAGCGCUGGGAAGAAGCAAUAGCAAGCUAUCAAGCUGCCAUCGCGUUUCGACCACAUCUCGCUGCGGCGCACCUCAACUUGGGGCUGGCGCUGCACCGCGUGGGGCGCGGCGCCGAGGCGCAAGCGGCGUUGCGAGCGUGCGCGACGCUGCACGGGGCGCGAACCAAGGACCCGCGCGCCCACGAGCUGGCGCGCGCCGCCUGUCGCUUCCAGCUGGGGCGCCUCGCCAUGGACGACGGCCGGCCCCGCGACGCCCUGCGCGCCUUCCAGGACGCCGUCGCCGCCAUGCCGCCACACUACCAGCCGCAGAGCCUGUACAACCUGAUGGGCGAGGCGCAUUCGCGGCUGGGCCACGACGCAGAGGCCGAGCGUUGGUUCCGCGCCGCGCUCUCCUCCAAGCCUGACCACGUGCCCGCCCACCUCACCUAUGGACGCCUGCUCGCGCGCAACGCCUCAAGACUAAGGGAGGCGGAGCGUUGGUAUCGGCGAGCUGAGGCGUUGGCACCGGAAGAUGCAUCGGUUUUCCGACAUUACGAUUUAUAA
Gryllus bimaculatus (two-spotted cricket) is the source of this 649-nucleotide messenger RNA. Lineage: Eukaryota; Metazoa; Arthropoda; Insecta; Orthoptera; Gryllidae. The record is from the annotation of a GenBank genome assembly.